AUGAAAGGUCGAGAGUGCGUGAACUGUGGCGCGACCUCAACCCCGUUGUGGCGUCGGGACGGCACCGGACACUACUUAUGCAACGCUUGCGGACUCUACCAUAAAAUGAAUGGCCAGAACAGGCCUCUCAUCAAACCUAAGAGACGACUCUCUGCUGCCCGUCGCGCUGGGACCAGUUGUGCCAAUUGCAAGACAACCACUACGACCUUAUGGCGCCGAAAUCAUAACGGAGAGCCCCCCAAGAACCAAGAUCUAGUCAAAUGCUGUAUUAAUCUCAAAUCACGUAGCCAUUUCUUUAGCUAUAUGAGAAACACUGAGAGAUAA
Medioppia subpectinata is the source of this 324-nucleotide messenger RNA. The record is from the annotation of a GenBank genome assembly. NCBI's taxonomy places the organism in Eukaryota, Metazoa, Arthropoda, Arachnida, Sarcoptiformes, Oppiidae.